GCUAUGAGUUCCUUCAUGGGGCAGAUGGCCGAGUACCCGACCAUCUCCAUAGACCGCUUCGACAGGGAGAACCUGAAAGCCCGCGCCUACUUCCUGUCCCACUGCCACAAGGAUCAUAUGAAAGGAUUAAGAGCCCCUACCUUGAAAAGAAGGUUGGAGUGCAGCUUGAAGGUUUACUUAUACUGUUCACCUGUUACUAAAGAGUUGUUGUUAACUAGCCCGAAGUACAAAUUUUGGGAGAAACGAAUCAUAUCCAUUGAAAUUGAAACUCCUACUCAGAUAUCUUUAGUCGAUGAAGCAUCAGGCGAGAAGGAAGAGGUGGUUGUGACUCUCUUACCAGCUGGUCAUUGUCCAGGAUCAGUUAUGUUUUUAUUUCAGGGCAAUAAUGGAACAGUCUUGUACACGGGAGACUUCAGGUUGGCAAAGGGAGAAGCUUCCAGGAUGGAGCUUCUGCACUCCGGGGGCAGAGUGAAAGACAUCCAAAGUGUAUACUUAGAUACUACUUUCUGUGAUCCAAAAUUUUAUCAAAUUCCUAGUCGAGAGGAGUGUCUGAAUGGAAUUGUAGAGCUGGUUCGAAGCUGGAUCACUCGGAGUCCAUACCAUGUUGUGUGGCUGAACUGCAAAGCAGCUUACGGGUAUGAGUACUUAUUCACCAAUCUUAGUGAAGAAUUUGGAGUCCAGAUUCAUGUGGACAGACUGGACAUGUUUAGAAACAUGCCGGACAUUCUUCAUCAUCUCACAACAGACCGUAGCACUCAGAUCCAUGCCUGUCGCCAUCCGAAGGCAGAGGAAUAUUUUCAAUGGAAUAAAUUACCUUGUGGAAUUAUUUCCAAAAAUAGAAUUCCACUCCACACAAUCAGCAUUAAGCCAUCCACUAUGUGGUUUGGAGAAAGAACCAGAAAAACAAAUGUAAUUGUGAGGACUGGAGAGAGUUCAUACAGAGCUUGUUUUUCUUUUCAUUCUUCCUACAGUGAGAUUAAAGAUUUCUUGAGCUACAUCUGUCCUGUGAACGUAUAUCCAAAUGUCAUCCCAAUAGGCACGACUGUGGAUAAGGUUGUAGAAAUCUUAAAGCCUUUAUGCCGAUCUUCCCAAAGUACUGAGCCAAAGUAUAAACCACUUGGAAAAUUGAAGAGAGCUAGAAAAACUCACCUAGACUCAGAGGAGGAGGAGGACCUCUUUGAUGAUCCUCUGCCGCUACCGUUAAGGCACAAGGCUCCAUACCAGCUAACGCUUCACCCUGAGGUAUUUGUAAUGACCGCAACACCACAAUACCAGCCUGAACAAGAGAGGCCAAGCACCGGCUACCUCAGAGCAGAGAGUAUGCAAACCUUUCCUUGGGCCAACUUUAUAGAUUGUGAAGAAUCUAACAGCGAAAGUGAAGAAGAAUUAGAAACCCCAGCUUCAUCGAAAGAAGACCUAGGUGCUGUCACACGCCACCAGCAAAAGGCUGAUGUAGAAGUACCACAGUGGGAAGUAUUCUUUAAAAGAAAUGAUGAAAUCACAGAUGACGGUUUGGAAAACCCCCCUUCUUCCACAGAGGCAGGGGGCUCUCAGUCACCGAAGCUUUUUAGUGACUCUGAUGGGGAAUCAACUCACAUCUCUUCCCAGAAUUCUUCUCAGUCAACACACAUAUCUGAACAAGGGAGUCAAGGGUGGGACAGCCAAUCUGAUACUGUUUUGUUAACAUCCCAAGAGAGAAAGAGUGGGGAUAUUACCUCCUUAAACAAAGGUAGCUACAGACCAAGAAUUAAAGAGAAUAUUCCUGCCACUCAGAUGGAACAAAAUACACUCUGUCCAAAGGAUACUUAUUCUGACUUGAAACACAGAGAUCAAGAUGUAAAGAUAGUUCCCAGUGUUGGAACCGCUCUAAGCAGUGGCAAACACAUACCUCAGGAGAAAGGGCUGCUAAAUCUUAGCACCAAUGCAGAUUCCCAGAGCUCCUCAGAUUUUGAAAUUCCCUCAACACCAGAAGCUGAGCUACCUAAAGGAGAGCAUUUACAAUAUUUAUAUGAGAAGCUGGCAACCGGUGAGAAUAUAGUCAUUGAAAAAAGAAAAAGCUCA
Molecule: messenger RNA, 2061 nt
Organism: Odobenus rosmarus divergens (Pacific walrus)
Lineage: Eukaryota; Metazoa; Chordata; Mammalia; Carnivora; Odobenidae
Gene: DCLRE1C
Product: DNA cross-link repair 1C
Biological process (GO): interstrand cross-link repair; double-strand break repair via nonhomologous end joining; protection from non-homologous end joining at telomere
Molecular function (GO): 5'-3' DNA exonuclease activity; damaged DNA binding
Source: RefSeq, a predicted model, not a curated record